This is a messenger RNA of Labrus mixtus (cuckoo wrasse), 1131 nucleotides long. RefSeq names its product transmembrane inner ear (gene tmie). The coding region runs from base 326 to 994 and encodes 222 amino acids. The transcript has 4 exons. NCBI's taxonomy places the organism in Eukaryota, Metazoa, Chordata, Actinopteri, Labriformes, Labridae. The record is from RefSeq and is a predicted model, not a curated record.
CACCAGGUCUAUUAAUUAAUUAAUGUACCCCAACCGCAGGGCUGGCUCCCUCCAUUGUAGUGAAGCUGGUUUUGUUCUGCCUGCAGUGUGAGCCACCGGUGUGUGUUUUGGUUCCUGCAGAAAGGGAAGAGAAAUAGAGAUAGAGGAGAAUUUCAGCAGACAACUGUGGGUGGGAGGAAGCCGUCAGCACCAUUGUAGCCAUUAAUCACCCAGGGCCAUUGUGGUCCUGUCCUGUAAACGGCGCCAGUGCAGGCAGGCAGACAGACAGAGGAGGACGAAGAGAGCGAGGGUGCAGGGUGGCCGCAGGAAGAAAGAGGGGCAAAGGAUGGCUGGGGAUCAGACAGUGUGGCCACCUCAAUUCCUGCUGCGGGGCUUGGGAGCAGUGCUGCUGACUCAGUGCAUGUCAUCCGUGUUCUCCCAGAUUCCGGACCCUGAGCUUUUACCCACAGAUCCCCCAAAGAAGCCCGACCCCGUCAACUCAGAGACAGUGGUCUUCUGGGGGCUGAGGUUAUGGCAGGUCAUCGGCAUCUUCUCUGUGUUCGGUUUAGCAGUCAUUAUCACUCUGUGUUGUAUUUUCAAGUGUCGAAUCCCGAGGACCAAAAAGGAAAUCGAGGCACGGCAUGCGCAGAGGCUGGCCGCCAAAAAAUAUGCCAACACGUUAGAGACAGUGCCACCUCUGAAUGAGCUGACUGAGAUACCGGGAUCUGCAAAGGUAGAAGAGAAGGAGGAGGUGACGACAGUCUCGGGGAAAGUGGAUGGCGAAAAAGGAGAGAAGAAGUCCAAAGAGGGCAAAAAAGAAGGCAAGGGUGCCAAAGAGGCGAAAGGGGAUGAGAAGGAUGCUAAGAAAGGUGAAAAAGGUGAAAAGGGAGCAGCCAAGAAAGAUGCCGCUGAUGGAAAAGGAAAAAAAACUGGUGAGAAGGGAGACAGGGGAGACAAAGGAGAAAAAGGAGGCAAAGGAGGGGCUAAAGGGGGAGCAAAGAAAGCUCAAAAAUGAACUCUGACUUUCAUGGACAACCACUGAAAAUAAUCUCUUCAUAUUGUUUUGCUGCUAGCUCUUGUGGAGUUUUUUUUUUUUUCUAAGAUGACUUUUUAUCAUAUUGUAUAAAAUAAACCAAAAACUUUUACACAAAA